This is a messenger RNA of Geodia barretti, 675 nucleotides long. The record is from the annotation of a GenBank genome assembly. NCBI's taxonomy places the organism in Eukaryota, Metazoa, Porifera, Demospongiae, Tetractinellida, Geodiidae.
AUGACUUUCCAGGUUUCCUCUGUGCCUUUGGUGCAUGCACUGGUGUUAGUCUGGGACCACUUCUUGGUGCAGUUGCUGACAUCCAGCCAAGUAUUCCUUGGUUCGUGUGCCAUAUUUGGUAGCCUCAGUCUUGCCGCUCUGUAUGCAGAGAGGAGAAGUAUGCUGUUUUGGGAGGUAUGCCAGCAGCAUUUCAUUACUCACCAGCAGAGAGCAUGGGAUAAGGUUUUCUGGUUUCUGAUUUCUGGACUCAACAUGUUGGUGAUGAUGCUGUUCUUCAUUAUCUUCCUGGGAUUGUACAUGGUCUUCCAGGAGAAGAAGAGGAAGAACUAACUACACAUUAUACUGUUCUCUGGGUGAUAGAGACUUCAACUGUAGCUGUUGUAGCACCAAAACACUAUACACACCAGAAAUUACCAAUUGUUCCCAAAACCUACUCAUUUGUACCCAUGCACCAUUUUUCUGAUAAUUUUGCUGCUAAUAAAGAUGUAAGUGUGCCAGUGUGUUGCACUGCAGUGCACCCGGAAUGGCUUCAAAAGUGGAUGUGUUGGUGCUCUUAAAAUAGAGCAUUGUAUAUACAUAGUGUAGGAAUGACAGUAAGCUAGAUGAGAUUGCAUUUAGCAGGGAGAUAUCAAAAUUCAUGCACAUACAGUAUUGUAGCACUGGUGCAAGAUACGU